Molecule: messenger RNA, 1731 nt
Organism: Branchiostoma floridae (Florida lancelet)
Lineage: Eukaryota; Metazoa; Chordata; Leptocardii; Amphioxiformes; Branchiostomatidae
Exons: 10
Coding region: 1-1731 (576 amino acids)
Source: RefSeq, a predicted model, not a curated record
AUGCAUGAAUAUUUCUAUUUCUAUGCUGUACUGGGCAAAGCCGCUUUUAGGGGCAUCCCGCCCAGCAAUCCUGUCGCUGGCAGCAGUACCCCUCCCCCGAGUAGACUCGUCCCUGUGUCGCGGUGGUGCAGACACCCCCGCCCCGCCGUGCUCUUGUCGGGACAGUGUCGCGGCAAACGGAACCUGCACACUGUGCUCGUGUACAGCGGAUGGACGUUCUUGGGAUUGCUAUGUCUUGGUUGCUGGCGGGACGGUGGUUCCCGCGCCAUUCCAACACUCGAGGGGAUAGACCAAACAUACCUAGAUGGCAGCUAUGGUUUGCGUCAAGACGCCAAGUUAAAAUGCUGCAUGGCAGCGCUCUCUCGCGGCUUCUCCGUGUUCGCCUUACAAAAUGGCGGCUGGUGCGCUGCGUCAGCUGAUGGCCACAACACCUACAACAUGUACGGACCAGUUCCCGGCGUGCAUGUACCAUGUGAGACCUUACACACUGCCGGCUGCAACCUGACCACCACCACAGACGGGGGUGUACCGGAGUAUGAACCGCCUGGUGACCAACCAUGCCAUGUCACAGCUGGCAUUCACGAGGGGAUUCACGGCAUUGAAAAUCCACUUCAAGUACAUCAAUGCGGAAACAUCAUUAUCAAUGCUGCGGCGUCAUUCCAGUGUAAUCACCCUUACCAGGUGUCGGUACAAUGGACGGUAAGGGGGAACAUCUCACAGUCGCUUGGAGAAGAGGGGCUGAGUCUCGAGGUCCUACCGGAUCAAGAUGGUAUUGCCACCGAUCAGUUGAAACUCGACCUACCGCCGAAGACCUUACCUCUAGGCCUAUUCAUGGUGCAGGUUACAGUGACCAUGAAAAUACCUGAGAUCGGACACACCAGCAUUGCUGUGGCUCAGAUGUGGCUGCAAGUGCUACCGUUCCCCAUAACUGCGAGAAUGAAUGCCUUGUCAGCAAGGACGACGUCGUUGCAGUCGUUUUGGGUUGUACCGACCCUCGUGUCUCCUGAUCCCGAUUGCCAGGUUCCCAGCGAUCAGUUAAGCUACGCUUGGACCUGUGAAGCAGUUUCUUAUCCGAACCCACCAGUUACCAGCGGUGGAAUAUCGGCCUGUGAAGCUCUUCUCGGAGACUUACAGCCAGGUUCAGAUCCAGACGGAGGUGUCUUGAGAUUUGACUCCAGCACCAAACCUGUCCCGCUGAACUCCAUUGUCAAAGUCAGUGUGGUCAUCACUGCAACGGGUCACGAACCGGGUUCUACUUUCAUCAACAUACACACCGCCGGAGCACCUGGCCUAGGGGAGUACUGGCUACGUUGUACCGAAAACUGUAAUCCUGGAGACUUCAUCUCACACAAGAUGCUACGCCUCAUCAUAUCACCAACUGUAGACAAUUCAGGUCCUAACUUGUGGACUCUAGAGGAAGCACCCACAGACUUUCCUGGCCUCGACUGGACAAACGAUGUCUUAGUUGCCAAUGAAGAUACCCUGGAAGUCCAUCCCAACGUUUUUACAGUCCCCGGAAAUUACACAAUCAGAGUUGCCAACUACGUCAACCCAAGCUUUCCAAGGAUUGCGGAAUAUCGAUUUCUCGUGUUAAGGAAUCCAGUACCAGGGAGUCUUCUCCAGAGCGGUUCCGCAGAAAUACCAGCAGAUGUUUGCUCUGUCCUUCCUGCAGACGGGGUAUCAUUGGUGGAAAAGUUUUGCGUCGUCUGCAAAGGUACCAUGAUUGCGUAA